AUGAACAUGUUGUUCAGCUUAUUGAUAUUAAUAAAUUUUUCUAUUCUUUAUUCAUAUUCAAUUGUGUCACAAAUUCUUCCAUUCGUAUCAAUAUUGGAAGAAAGUCCAAUAUUAACGAUUGUGGUUGAUCUUCGUCCAAUAUUUCAAACACUUUAUGUCAAUCCCAAUCAAGCGGCACUACUUCAUAGUCAAUCGAGUCAACCGUUUGAAUAUAUAAAUGGAUAUAUACGAUUGAAAUCUCGUCUUGAUCGUGAAGAUUACGUUCGAAAACGUUUGUGUAUCGGCGGAAAUGUCCUUGAAUGUAACUUUACAUUAACAUUAACUGUUAAUCUUGAUGAAGCACCUUAUAAUUAUAUACUAUCACAGCCAAUAUCAUGUCAUGAUAUCAACGAUAUGAUACCGAAAUUUUCUCAAUCAGAAGCGAAGAUUUUUAUGGCCGAAAAUGUUCCAAUUGGUCAUCGUAUACCACUUGAAAUAGCAAUCGAUUUAGAUUCAUUGCCUUAUGGCAUUGAUUAUUAUCGCUUGGAAACAAUCGAUGAUAGCGAACAACAUCAAUUCUCUAUUGUUUAUGACAACCAAAGUCGAGAAUUAGAAUUGAUUGUGAAAGAAAAAUUAGAUCGAGAAUUAAUUGAAAAAUAUUUAUUUAAAUUAAUCGCUAUCGAUCGAGGUCAACCGCCGAAUGUUGGAGCACAAAUAUUAACAAUUGAAAUCAUUGAUGUAAAUGAUUGCCGACCUCGAUUUGAAUCGCCAGUUUAUAAUGUUACAAUUGCAGAAAAUACUGUACCUGAAUAUUUACUGAAAAUUCAUGCUGUCGAUAAUGAUAUUGGCUCUAAUGCUGAACUAAUUUAUACAUUAGAAAAUGAUUAUGAUAAACUUUUUCGUUUGGAUAAAAAAACAGGAAUUUUAACAUUGAAUCAAGCUCUCGAUUAUGAAUUACAUAAAUUAUAUCAAUUGAACGUUCAAGUACAUGAUAAUGGAGUAAACCCAUUGGGCGAUACGUGCAUUAUUUAUGUGUAUGUCCUUGAUCAAAAUGAUCAUGCACCUUCAAUACAAAUGAAAUUCAAUCCGAUAUUUGAACACAAUCAGGAUGGAAACAUGGCUUAUGUAAAAGAAUCGUUUGAUAUUAAUUUACCAUUGGUUUUUGUGACUGUAUUCGAUCAAGAUUCAGAGGAUCGUGGAAAAGCUCAAUUGGCAGUAGAACCUCAUCGUUUAUUUUAUCAUGAACUAAUUCGUCCGAAUUACUAUGCAAUAAAAGCGAAUCAAAAUUUCGAUCGUGAAUCGAUGUCGUCCUAUCAAAUUGAAUUACAUGCACGCGAUUUUGGGCAACCAAGCUUACGUCGUUCAAUGACAUUCGAAUUAAAUAUAACUGAUAUAAAUGAUCAAAUACCACAAUUUCAUACCAAUUAUACAUUUGACUUAAUUGAAAAUAAUCGUAUACCAACAAUAAUUGGCCAAAUUCAUGCCUAUGACAAUGAUCAAGGCCUAAAUGGGCAAAUAACCUACGCAAUAAUUCCAGAGUCAUCAUAUUUUUUCAUAACCGCCAACGAUGGAACUGUUUCAACGAAUACAUCAUUCGAUUAUGAAAUAAAACGUAAGUAUAGAUUUCAAGUACGUGCACGUGAUCAUGGCCAACCGCCGCUCGAAUCAUUUAUUGAUGUGCAAAUCAAUAUAAUUAAUAUUAAUGAAUUUUCGCCAACAUUUGAACAAGAUAGUUAUGAAUUUUUUGUAUACGAAAAUAGAACGAUACAAUUUAUUGGACAAGUUAAAGCUUAUGAUCUUGAUUUCAAUGAUUCAAUAAGUUAUGUGUUGAGAAAUUAUGAAGAUCUAUUUAGAAUUGAUUCUAAUGGAAAAAUCUUCACUCAUGUUGUGUUCGAUCGAGAACUACAAGAAGACUAUAAAUUAACAGUUAUCGCAACAGAUAAUUCAACAAUAGGAUCAACAAUUGUAACAAUAAAAAUUUUAGAUGUUAAUGACAAUCGACCUGUAUUUAUUUGGCCGGAAUCCGAUGAAAUUCAACAUGUACUCUCGCACGAUCAUUCAGAACGUAUUGAUGUCAACAAUCCGAAUGCACAAUUCAUCACCGAUAUUAUAAUGUAUGAUGAUGAUAUUGGAAAUAAUUCUCUCAUUGAUUUGACAAUGUCUGAUAACAAUGAAUUAUUUUAUGUUGGCCCAAAUAAUUCUCUAUGGUUAAGAAACUCAUCGAUACAACCCGGUAAUUUUUACAUUGAAUUACAAGCGAAAAAUUUUGAAUUUGAAACAAAAAAAUUUUUACAUAUUAUUAUUAGUGAAGAAAAUUCAUUGAAAUUAAAUUUAUUCAAUAAUAUGAAUAAAAAUUUUCAUAGAUUCUCAAUGAUAAUUAUAACUAUUGUGACAUUUUCUAUAAUGAGUUUUACUAUUUUUUUAAUUAUUUAUUAUUUCUGUAUAAGAAAAAAUGUUGAAAAAAAGCUAUAUGGCAGUAGAUUAAUCGUUAAUGAUGAAGAUAAAUCAAAACAAAAUAGUCCACAAACAAAGUCAACAACGGUAAUAUUACCAUCAAUUCACAAUAGUGAUUAUACUAUUAUUACUAAACAAAGAAAAGUUCCCUCUGGUCAAAGUCCAUCAACAACUGAUGUUGAAUUUUCUUCCUCUAUGCUCUCAUGUCCAUUCAAUGGUAUAUCAUCAUCGUCAACAUCGGAUCUCGAUCGUCCACAUUCUCGUCAUCAUAAUCCACAUUCAUCAGCUAUAUCAGCAUUAACAACACUGACGCGAAAGUCAGCCCGACGUCAGCAAACAAAAAAUGUUAGUUUUCAACGACCAACAACGAAUCAUAUGUUUAAUGAUCUAUUUCAAAAUACGUCAUCAACAUUUAGUACAUUACCAAAGCAAACAAAAUAUGACGCAUCAUUGAAUGAAAAUGCACCUGUACUAACAGAUUUGCCACGAUCGCAGUCGAAUAAUUUCCCAACCUUGCAAACAAUGCUGGAUCAAUCAACGAAAGAUAGCCAAACGCAAUUACCACAGCCACCGCCAUUACUUAAUGGAAUUCUCUUACUUGAUAAGAUGCUCAAAAACUCGUCAAUGUCAAACGAUGAUAAAAAACAUACGAUACCGACAUCAUCGGGUACUAAUAAUGGAUGGUAUAAUGUGACAUCUAAUUAUCAGACACGAGCUAGUAUUGUAUAG
Messenger RNA from Rotaria socialis, 3162 nucleotides. The record is from the annotation of a GenBank genome assembly. NCBI's taxonomy places the organism in Eukaryota, Metazoa, Rotifera, Eurotatoria, Philodinida, Philodinidae.